AUGUCAGGACAUCACCGCAUCACCCUCGCCGCCAAUCCCCCCUACUUCGAUGGCGACAAGUCCAAGUACCUGGGCUUUGUGGAUGCGUGCACCACUUACAUCGGUGCCUAUCGGUCAGAGUUCUCGCUGGACGAGACGAAAAUCCUCUUCGUCCUGUCCUACCUCCGAAAUGAGAGCGGCACAAGCUGCGCCGCCUCGAGAUGGGCGAUGAACUGGAAGCAGCACAAUUUCGAGGGCUUCCAAGGACUAAAGGCGGGAGUCACCGCAACAAGCUUCUUGGAGGAGCUUCAGAGGGCCUUUGGGGAUUCCAACGCAGAGCAAGUCGCUGCCGCCCGACUCAUGGCCCUUCGCCAGGGCAGACGGUCCUGCGCGGACUACAUCUCCGACUUCGAAAUGCUGGCUGCAGACGCGGGGUACAACGUGGUCACUUCCACCGACAGCAAGGGCGAGUACAAGAAGGGGGAACAGGACAACAUCCUCAUCGAGUUCCUGGAGCGCGGACUCAGCAGCGAAAUUGCAAGCCGCCUCUACAACACCGGCGUUCCCCUGCCCAAGGCAUAUGGUGCCUUCCUCCGACCCAACCAGCUGCCAACGAACCGGUCCCGAUGGAAAUCGAUCCCUGGGCACAUCGCGCGGAAUUGUCCAGAGCCCAAGAAGAAGCGCACGUUCUUCAAUCGGGCCACAAUGCUGGAAGAGAUCGAGAACAGGGAUAAGGACAACGAGUUCCUCAAGGAGAUUGCUGAGAAGCUGCACGAGAAGGGUUUUUGA
Mycena citricolor is the source of this 768-nucleotide messenger RNA. The record is from the annotation of a GenBank genome assembly. Lineage: Eukaryota; Fungi; Basidiomycota; Agaricomycetes; Agaricales; Mycenaceae.